AGCUAAUGUUGAGGCCACUGCUGAGAUCCUGAGACUGCUGAGACGGAACAGAGCGGGGCACCCAGCCCCGGAGCUCUGGUCCCUCUUCUGUCACAAGCAAGGAAGCGCCUUCCGAGCCCAAAGCAGGCCGAGCUUCAUGCUUCAUGCCCCUGGCGUGGGCCAAUCACGAGCUCCAAUUGAGCUUCAAACUUCAGGUGGUGCAUGAGAGCACUCGCGAUGCGACCUUGCAACUAUCCAAGACGGAAAUUCCGAUGAGAAACUUGGGCGGUUGACAGACCUCAGCUUCCUCACCCACAACUGGACGUACUCACAAGCCAUCUUAUCGUCCUCGCAAACGCAGCCUUGAUUUGACUCGACAUGGCGACGAGCACAGUGGAGGACAACACUGCGCUUAGCAAGCAAUAUGAGACUCCACUCGGUCUUGCGCAUGAUACUAUGCAAGCUCUAAAGGACCGGAUCAAAACCCAUUAUGAUCUGGCUAGCGAGUAUUACCUGAGCCUGUGGGGCACCCACAUCCACCACGGUUACUGGCCGACGGCAGAGUCGAAGGCUAGUGAAACCAAAGAACAGGCACAAAUUAACCUCAUCAAAUUGCUGCUGCAGACCUCGCAGGUAUCCGAGGGAAGCAAGGUCCUGGACGUAGGAUGUGGGAUCGGAGGCACCUCACGAUACCUGGCUUCCCAGCUGGGUUGCACGGUUACCGGCAUAACCAUUUCCACCAAGCAGGUUGAGAUGGCGACACGCCUUACCAAGUCUGAGGCCGCCAAGGACGACGCCGGCUUGUCAGACCAGGAGGCAGAUGCAGAGGGCUUUCUCAAGAUCGGCAAGGGCAAGGUCAAGUUUGUGGAGCUUGACGCGGAGAAGAUGGGAGACGUCUUUGCCGCACAGUCCGAAUCGUUUGACGCCGUCUGGAUCUGUGAGGCGCUGAGCCACUUUCCCAACAAGCAACUGUUCUUCCAGAAUGCGUACAAGUCGCUGAAGCAGGGCGGGAAGCUGGCGCUUGCUGACUGGUUCAAGGCGGAGGGCCUGGGCGAGAAGGAGUUCACCGAUGAUAUAAAACCGAUCGAAGAUGGUAUGCUCCUGCCGCCAUUAUGCGCGCAAGCCGACUACGUCAAGUACGCGAAGGAUGCUGGUCUGAGUGUGUCUGGGGGGCCGAAGGACAUUUCCGAGGAUGUCAAGGCAACAUGGGACAUCUCGUGGUCAUUGGUCCAGAACCCAUCAUUGUGGGCCUUCGCGCUCAGCCAAGGCAGGGAUGGAAUUGCUUUCCUGCAGGCGUUCCGUGCUAUGCGGAGAGGAUAUGCCAAUGGUAGCUUUCGAUAUGCCGUCGUGUCGUUCCAGAAGUGAGCAAGGACAUGUGCUGGCGGUGAGCAACCGCAUCGGGCGGUCGACCUGUCCUCUGAUAGAGGAGCUUGGCCUGCCUGGCUGCCUCGUUGGACCAUGUGUCCACGCUAUCACAAGUUUACAGCGCGCCACAAAGUGUUGUUUCAGACAGGUCGAUGGCCGAGACUUUUCAGUCGAUGGUGGUUCAGAGUUCUGACGCGAGGUCGCGGUGAGGAAUCCAGCCGAGACAUUGAGGUAGUACCCGGCUCAGCUAUAUGAAUCUUGAUUUUCCCCAUGCCUGCCCUAUACCAAUUCUCAACUUCUCGAUAGCGGGAAUGUCUUGAACUCUCCAGAAGGUAACGUGAGCUGCCUCUGCGGGUACACUCCGUGGAAAGUGGCGGCGCCUUGUGACACGGGUGUUGGUGAUUGUGGUGGCAUGGCAGCCAAUUCCCGGCGCUGAUGCUAGAUGUGGCGUUGUACUGGGGCAGACCAUACCGGAAAUAUGAAUAUGGGGACAGAUUCGUGCAUUUCGUGGCCAUCGGAUCCUUGUGUGGCAUCAGUCUGAGUGCUCGCAAUUUGGGGACUGCCACACAUGAGUGUUGUUGCCGAAUUUGGCGAUUAUGGGGGCCCGCGCAGCGUUCCUGCCCUUUCCUUAAUUGACAGAGCACCACCCGCAUUUCUGGCCCUG
This is a messenger RNA of Diaporthe batatas, 2008 nucleotides long. RefSeq lists its product as uncharacterized. The record is from RefSeq and is a predicted model, not a curated record. Gene Ontology annotation, biological process: methylation. Lineage: Eukaryota; Fungi; Ascomycota; Sordariomycetes; Diaporthales; Diaporthaceae. Bases 358 to 1344 code for a protein of 328 amino acids. The transcript has 4 exons. Gene Ontology annotation, molecular function: methyltransferase activity.